This is a messenger RNA of Trypanosoma rangeli, 1596 nucleotides long. RefSeq lists its product as uncharacterized. The record is from RefSeq and is a predicted model, not a curated record. The coding region runs from base 1 to 1596 and encodes 531 amino acids. The transcript has a single exon. NCBI's taxonomy places the organism in Eukaryota, Euglenozoa, Kinetoplastea, Trypanosomatida, Trypanosomatidae.
AUGAACUACCGAGAGAGACUCGUUGCCUUCUACCAAAGGCACAACCCUGCGAAGUUGGGCGAGGUGGACGCGCUCCUGGAAACCUUUGCGGGAAGGGAGGAGUCGAUGUUUACCGCGUUGCAGGUGAAAUAUGAGGAGAUGGCUGCCAAAAACGGUGGUGGCGCGGUGUCUACCGUGCGGAGCGUGACCGCUGAACCGGACACUUCCGCAACGGAGACAAGCGCCGUGCACGCUGAGAUGCAGGAGCUGCUGCAGAACAUGGAGUCGGUUGACUUAACCCGACUGUUAAGUCAGUUGAAGGGGUGCGUUAACGUGGAGAGCGAUCUCCUGGCCCAUGUGAUUACCUUCAUGCAACACUUCACCAGCUGCGCACAUCGUUUUCAGGAGUUGAGUGGGACAAUGCUGCGGAUGCUGCGGGCGACAGCUGAAACGCCAGGGCAUGCAGUCCCCGUAGAGAGCAUUGCUGCACGGGAAGGUGUGGCAACUCAAACAGAAACCACCUCUCCUGAGAGGCGGGAGGCGGGGAGGAUGGCGACGGUGUCUGUUGAAACGCAAGCAGACACAGAUGGUAAAAAAAGCGGCGGUCUACCUUCCGAUGCAGUAAGCCCCACAAGCGCCUCGGAGCUAACACAGGUGCAAACGCCACCGAUAGACCACGUCAACUCCGGGAGUCUUCCUGCCGACACGCAGGCGGCGGUGGCGUCCGCAGCGUUGGACAUAGAUGAUAAACUGAACAGGCAUCGUGCAAUUGGCAAGGUGCAUAGGUUGAAGCCGGUGAAGCACAAGAAGAUAGCAGUUAUUGGGGCACUCCUGGCAGCCGCGGGGCUGGCCGACACCGACUCCAUCACCUUGGAACCAGGCGUGUACCAUGAGAAUAUGUGCUUUGUGAACAGUGGCGCGGUGGAGGUGGUUGCCGUGUUUCCUGGUACGCCGGUAAUCAUUAAACCACUGAGUAGUCUUGAGCCUAUCAUCCGGGCGGAGGGCGGCAAGACGCGGCUUCGGAUGAGUGGCGUGGUGUUGAUGGAGCACGACCCCGCAGGAGGAGGAGUACCCGCCGAUUCGCCUGCGCCAUCCAAUCCGCUGGUUGCCGUCGCAGAUGGCGCGCAUGUGGACUUGCAUGGCUGCCACCUCUACCAGGGAAGCUGCGCCGUGGAGGCAACAGGGCCGUGGACCGAAGUCCGUCUGCAUCUUUCGCUAAUUGCCUCCUGCACGUUUGCCGGUGUUUUCCUGCGUCAUGGCGCAAAAGCGGUUAUGACGCAGUGCAAAGUUAAACUUUGCGAGGCCGGGGUCCGGGUAGCGAGUAAUUCCUCCAUUCAUGCAAGUGAGACGGUGAUGGAGGGGAACACCACAGAUGGCGUUGUUGCGUACGAAUGUGCAGAAGGGACGUUGGAGCGCUCUAGUGUGCUGCGCAACGGUGGAAACGGGUUAUUUCUUUCCUCCGGCGCCACUUUCAUGGUGGCUGAAUCGACUGUCGAGUUGAACGGUCUCUACGGCAUUCAGCGCCUACAAGGAUCUCGGCUGCACCUGCGAGACAGUGUCGUGCGCGAUAAUGCACUGCUUCCCAUCAAUGAUACCGAUGAGACAGUGAACCCGUGA